AUAAACCAAGCUAUAACACGUGUAAUCUUGAAAUCGAUAUUGUCGACAGAGGGCGCUGUCCAAAAACGUAAAGCAACUUGGUUUACAUGACCCGGAAACUAAAAUCACAAGGGCAACGAUGUGAUUUUGUUUGUGUCUUCUGGUGGUUAUUGUCAAAGAGUAGUGUCUGACAUUUAAGCGACCUAUACGUUGUAUUUGUACAAGGUGUGUUAAUAGAAAUGUCUAUAAUUUGCGAAGUUAGCCGAAACGUAAGGCUAUUAUUCAGACAAAUUCAGCCAUGCAAACACAUGGGAGUAGCAGCGACUCUACGAAGCCAGAGUCACUCAGUUCGUAGUUUGUCACAAGCAGCUGCCGAAGUCCAACCUGAAUGUGACGACAAUGAGGCUGUCAACAAAGAAUUCGUCAACCGAAAUCCACGAAAUCUUGAACAGAUUGCUAUAGCUAUAAAGGACAGAGGCUGGGCAACAGUAUGGCCCUCAAGAGAGUUCUACCACAGAUUGUACUUUCAUCGGACGCAGCAUCACAUUUCAGCCGAGGUGUACUCAAAGGACUCCAUCGACCCUGUUAUCACUUGCUCCACACGGGAAUGGGCAAUUAAACGUGAACUGGGCUCCACACGGUCUGUCGCCGCCUGCCAGGUGGUGGGCGAAGUGCUGGCACAGAGGUGUCGGGAGGCUGGCAUCACCCGUAUAGUUUUCCGAGAGAUCCCAUGGAAAUUCCGAUGUGAAGGGACAUUGACGUUUUGGACAUCUUUGAAGAAGGGUGGAGUCACUCUAAGUGAACCCAGACGGAAGUAUAAGUGAAUCUCUACCUUCACCUGUCAUUCUUUCUCCUGGUCCAAAAUAAACUUUCCCAACUGCA
Engraulis encrasicolus (European anchovy) is the source of this 861-nucleotide messenger RNA. RefSeq names its product mitochondrial ribosomal protein L18 (gene mrpl18). The transcript is spliced from 4 exons. Gene Ontology annotation, molecular function: 5S rRNA binding; structural constituent of ribosome. NCBI's taxonomy places the organism in Eukaryota, Metazoa, Chordata, Actinopteri, Clupeiformes, Engraulidae. Gene Ontology annotation, cellular component: ribosome; mitochondrion. Gene Ontology annotation, biological process: translation. The record is from RefSeq and is a predicted model, not a curated record. Bases 219 to 803 code for a protein of 194 amino acids.